CCCUGCAGCCCCCCGGGAUGCAGUAGCGGCCGCUGUGCGGAGGCCGCCAAGUAGCUGCAGCCGCCGCCGCCGCCGCGCAGACCCACGCUGGCUCCGUGCGCCAUGGUCACCCACAGCAAGUUUCCCGCCGCCGGGAUGAGCCGCCCCCUGGAUACCAGCCUCCGCCUCAAGACCUUCAGCUCCAAGAGCGAGUACCAGCUGGUGGUGAACGCAGUGCGCAAGCUUCAGGAAAGCGGCUUCUACUGGAGCGCCGUGACCGGCGGCGAGGCGAACCUGCUGCUGAGCGCCGAGCCCGCAGGCACCUUCCUCAUCCGCGACAGCUCGGACCAGCGUCACUUCUUCACGCUCAGUGUCAAGACCCAGUCGGGGACCAAGAACCUGCGCAUCCAGUGCGAGGGAGGCAGCUUCUCCCUGCAGAGCGAUCCCCGCAGCACGCAGCCGGUGCCCCGCUUCGACUGCGUGCUCAAGCUGGUGCAUCACUACAUGCCGCCCUCGGGGGUCCCCUCGCCCCCGCCGGAGCCCGCCGCGCCCUCCUCCGAGGUGCCCCAGCAGCCGCCUGCGCAGCCGCCGCCGGGAAGCACCCCCAGGAGAGCCUAUUACAUCUACUCCGGGGGCGAGAAGAUCCCCCUGGUUUUGAGCCGACCCCUCUCCUCCAACGUGGCCACCCUCCAGCACCUCUGUCGGAAGACGGUCAACGGCCACCUGGACUCCUAUGAGAAGGUCACCCAGCUGCCUGGGCCAAUACGGGAGUUCCUGGACCAGUAUGACGCCCCCCUUUAAAGAGCCGAGGGCAGGAGUCGGGUAGGGGGGCCUGGGCCCCCCCGCCCCUG
Molecule: messenger RNA, 830 nt
Organism: Orycteropus afer afer
Lineage: Eukaryota; Metazoa; Chordata; Mammalia; Tubulidentata; Orycteropodidae
Gene: SOCS3
Product: suppressor of cytokine signaling 3
Biological process (GO): phosphatidylinositol phosphate biosynthetic process; intracellular signal transduction
Cellular component (GO): phosphatidylinositol 3-kinase complex
Molecular function (GO): 1-phosphatidylinositol-3-kinase regulator activity
Source: RefSeq, a predicted model, not a curated record